GGUAUUUCCUGAGCUAACUACAUUCGCUUAGGCUCUGACAGAUAACCUCAACCCACCUUAACACGUUUUAGGAUAACAUUACAAAACUGGGCAGAAUGCCUUUCGGAACAUAUACAGUUUGUUGAUGUAGAUCGUUGUUUAUGUCAGUCAACAGGUGCCUAAGAAAACCUAGCUACUGGUUGCUAAAUUAUCCUAGCUAACGUUAGCUAAUAGCUAACUUACACCGCGAGCUAUUUAGCAUCAGCCAGCUUUCUAACGGUGGCUAAACAGAUAACGUUACGCUUACUAACUGGUUGUAUUUGAGUGACAGCCUGUUAUUCCGGACAACCAAACUGAAAAAGAAGAGAGGGGAUGGUGCAGCCCCAGCCUGAUGGCCCAAUGCAGUGGGACAUGUCCGGAGAAGAGAGUGGAGGGACCCUCAGGGUCCCACCUGAGCUGGCUGCCAAUGAAGUGGUGACCAGGUUGCUGGGUGACAACCAGCAGCUUAGAGAGGCCUUGCGGCGGAGCAAUCUUGCAUUACGACAACGCUGUGAGGAGAUGGAGGGAUGGCAGCAGAGGACAAGAGAGGAACGAGAAUUUCUCAGCUGUCGUUUCCAGGAGGCCAGGGCCCUGGUGGAGAGGCUAGCCCAGGAAAACCACUCAUUACAGGGCUUGGUGAAUGGACCAGCCUCCACUGCUAACAACUGCUGCAGCUCCAGCCAGACUGAGGACCUGCAGGGGCGCCCGGCAAGGAACAGACCACUGGAGGGACCACAGACACUAGAUCAGCGGGAGAAGAAAAGAGUUGAAGAGACGGAUCAACACACACAGACCACGCCACCUCGCAGCCUGGGUGAUGCGAGUGUGCAUAGCUCCUUGAGUAGCGCCCUCCCCUCUCCCCCCACCUCACUUUCAGAGGCAUGGGGGGAGAUAAUGGGCAGGGAAAAUGGCCAGCCUGUGGAAGGUGCAAACGAGUUCCUCCAGCUGCUGAAGAGCCACAAAGAAAAACUGGAGGAAGGGAUGAGAGACCUGAGGAGGAAGAAUGAGGAGCUGGAGAGCCAGAGGGACGAGGGAGAGAAGGAGAGGGAGCGAAUGCGGCGUUGCAUUGAUCAGCUGCGAGCCAAACUGGUCCAGGCACAGGCAGGCAGUGCUACUGAGGAGGCUGUUCAACAUCGCUCUGAGGCGCAGCACUCCUCUGACUGCUCUAGCCUGGCUAAACUCACAGAGCAGCUUCAGGCCACACAGGGCAGGUAUCGUGAGUUGGAGGAGAAGCUUGAUUAUCUGCAGAAGAGUUCAGCUCAGCGGGACAGAACUGAAGCUCUGCUCAAACAGAAGGACAAGGACUGUGCCCAGCUGGCCAAGGACUGUGAGGCUCUGAAAGCUCAAGCAACGUCCCUAUUAGGAGAACUGAAUGAGAGGCAGAGCUGCCUGGAGAAGAGCGAGCAUGAACGCAAAAUGUUGGAUGACAAGCUAAGCAAUAAGGUGAAGGCCCUGCAGGUGGCAGAGCGGGAGCUGGAGCAGCAGAGGAAGCAGCAUCAUGUGGCCAUGGACAAGCUGCUGCUGCAGACCCAAAGCCUGGAACAGGCCCUAAAGACGGAGAGACACGUCGUCACAGAGGAGAAGAAAAAACUGACACAAUUGCAGCAUGCCUACACAUGUCUGUUUAGAGACUAUGAUUCCAAACUGAAGAGUGAGGGAGGAGAUCUGUGUAGCCGACUAGAGGAGGCAGAGCGAGCGCUGGCCCUGAAGCAGGAUCUGAUUGAUAAACUGAAGGAGGAGGUGGAGCAACAGAAAGGCUCCCUGGAGACUGUUCCGGUCCUCACUGCACAAGCAGAGAUUUACAAGGCAGAUUUCCUAGCAGAGCGAGAAGCGAGAGAGAAGCUGAACCAGAAGAAGGAGGAGCUGCAGGAUCAGCUGACUCAGGCCCUGGCUGAGAUUGACAGGCUUAAGCAGGAGGCCACAGCACGAUUACGUAUGGAGCAGAUGAAGCUGCGACACGUGGACGACUUUACAACACGGGCCCCACGCAUCCCACCCCCACAAGCUUUCAACACAGUGCCCCCUGCCCCCUCAUUCCGCAAUCAGGGUCUGGUACCAGUCGGUGAUCAAGGGGCAGCCGGAGCUGAGGAGCUCCCAGAUUUAUGUUGUCCUAAGUGCCAGUACCAGGCUCCAGAUAUGGACACGCUGCAGAUACAUGUCAUGGACUGUAUACAGUAACCUGGGCAUAGCUCAGCACACCAUGACACCAACACUUAUAUAUACAGUAUAUUUACAUUUUUGACGUUCCUUGUGUCUCCUACCAGCUCUGGGCACAGCCUGGAAAAACAUGUUUGGUAGUUGCACCUUAAUAUUUCUGUCAUGUACACACACAUACAGAAACCUGGAUACAUACUGUGGAUCUUUUAAUUUUAAAAACUGAAUGUUAGAAUCAAGUGGCAAUCGGAUGGCAGUAUGAACAACUGAAAGAAAAGAAUGACAGCAAGAUAAUCAGCAUGGUAUUUUCCUCAAAGUGCUCCAUAGAUUGUAGCUUUUCCAUUCUGCAACUCAUCCUUUUUCAUCAUUCUUUUUUCUCCCAGCACCUCCUCUUGUAUGCCCACUCUUGCCCCUCCCCAUGAUGGCACACUGAUGCAAAUUUCCAUCAGUAUUUGUAUAUGAUCCCUGAUACCCUCCUUACUCUAGUGGCAUAGUGGGAACUGAGGAGGUAACUACAUACUGUGGAAUAAGUGUGUAUACUUUGACUACAUCAUCCAUGUUAUACACAUCAAUAAUCAUUGGGCAUAAGGUGAAAAAGUGACAGUUGAGAGGAGUACUUUUUCCCUCAAAGGAGGAAACCACAUGACAAUGUACCCUAGUGAGCUUUAAAUAAUAUAGAGUAUUCAAAUAUGUUUUGGUCAUAAAUGUUGCUGUCUGCAUUACCUCAAAACAUGUAUUACUAUGUAUUAGAGAUGGAUUUACUCUUAUUGAAAAAAGUAGCCAUUCUCUGUGUUCUGUGCCUGUGUACACCUUUAACUGCACCACUGCUUUAUCGCUGAUGCUAGACCUGACCCUUUACCCAACAUAGCUCUAUUUGUGCCCCUUAUUCUGUCUCAUCUUUACCUGUGGCACCUGACUAUCUAUUGGAAGGUAAGCACACUGAGGGUUCCUUCACAAUUUGUGUGAAUAUUGUCUGUAAUUAUACAUAAUUUGGUGCAAAGAAUAUUGUUUCAAAGUGUUGAAGAUUUACAAAAUAAAUCAGUUAUUCAUUAGUC
Epinephelus lanceolatus (giant grouper) is the source of this 3227-nucleotide messenger RNA. RefSeq names its product inhibitor of nuclear factor kappa B kinase regulatory subunit gamma (gene ikbkg). The record is from RefSeq and is a predicted model, not a curated record. Gene Ontology annotation, biological process: positive regulation of canonical NF-kappaB signal transduction. Lineage: Eukaryota; Metazoa; Chordata; Actinopteri; Perciformes; Serranidae. Gene Ontology annotation, cellular component: IkappaB kinase complex; nucleus; cytoplasm. Gene Ontology annotation, molecular function: K63-linked polyubiquitin modification-dependent protein binding.